CGCCGCCUGGGAUGCGGAGCCCUCCUUGGGAGCACCCGACCUGCAGCACUGCUCUGUGCCGGGGUGAGCCCGCCCGCGGUGUUUGUUCUCCGUCUCCAUUUCCUGGGUGCCACCAGGAACAAGGAGCCGGCGGGCGGCUGCAGCGCUGCGCACACACUGCCCGCACCCUCUCCCUGCAGCCAUGAAGCUGAACGAGCGCAGUUUGGUGUUCUACGCCACCUGCGACUCCCCAGCCGACAACGCUGGAUUCCUCUUCAAGCGCGGCGAGCGGCACACGGCGUACCACCGCCGCUGGUUCGUGCUCAAGGGCAACAUGCUCUUCUACUUCGAGGAGCGUGAGAGCCGUGAGCCGGUGGGCGUCAUCGUGCUGGAGGGCUGCACCGUGGAGCUCUGCGACUCGGCCGAGGAAUUCGCCUUCGCCAUCCGCUUCAGCGGCACCAAAUCGCGCACCUACGUGCUGGCAGCUGACAGCCAGGCGGCCAUGGAAGCGUGGGUGAAGGCGUUGUCGCGGGCCAGCUUUGACUACAUGCGGCUGGUGGUGCGGGAACUGGAGAAGCAGCUGGAGGAGAUGCGGUGGGGCUGUCGGCAUGGCCCGGCCUGCUGCAAGGCACGGCCUUUGGGGAUGGAGCACUCCCUGCCGGCUUUGCCCACGGUUCCUCCAAAGGAGAAUGGCUGCGCGGUGUGGAACAAUGCGCCCAGCGUGGGCCAGCUGCAUGAUGGUAGUGAUGAUGAUGCCAACCCACGGCCACCUCCGUUGCCUCCGCGCCGGCGAGCAUCCAGCGGUGACACUGGGGCGGCCGAGACCUCGGCAUUCUGCCGGCUGCACGAGCGUUAUGGAAGGGAGGUGGCCCAGCUGCGGCAGGACUGGCAGCACCGGCAGAGCCAGCACCGGCCCUGAGAGGCCCACAGAGUGUCCUCAGUACAACCUCAGUCCCCUCUACAGGGCUCACAGCUCCUGGGGAUCAAACGCUGAGCUGGGUGCGCUGGGACCUCCAGAUGCAAGGAUGCUGGGGAGAGUUUGGAAGGGUGUUGCACUGCCAGAGAGCUGGAACUGCUUUCACCUCCUCAAGGCCAGCUGAGCCCCAUGGCAUCCAUCUGCUCCAGCAGGAUGUGGUUUGUAGAACAAACGCACGAGCACUUCCCCAGCAGCAUGCCAAGCACAACAGCCACUGUGGCCUCAUGUUUGUAUGCUGCCGGCACCCAGCAGGAUCCUGGUCCUCCAAUUCACCAUACGGUGGAGUUGCCUCCACCCAACCACAUCCUCCAGGGCUCCAGGACAGAUAUUUUUGGGACUGGUGUCACCCCUGGGCUGGCUCACAAAGGGGAAGUGUCGCAGCAAAGAAAAGGAACGUGUCAGCAGCAGGGGGAACGGAGUGAUUCAUGCGCACAAGCAGAGCGUGGCUGCUAUUGGAGCCUUGGGGUCUCAUGCAGACAUUUCUCUGGUUCAUAUUCAUUCUGCUGGCCCAAGGACUUUGUGACACCCCAGCUGGUGCAGUGACUGCUGUAGUCAGCCAUCCCACCAGCUCUUCCUUCACUAAAGCUGUUGAAUCCCUCCCCUCCUGGAUUUGCUCCCCAAAUCUUGGAGCAAGAGGAACCUUGUGUUGGGCCAAGUGGCCGCAUCUCCAUUUGACUUCUCAGAACUGGUUCAGAUUGUUUUCCUACAAUAAAUAUCGCUUCAGGAAUUCC
This is a messenger RNA of Meleagris gallopavo (turkey), 1686 nucleotides long. Lineage: Eukaryota; Metazoa; Chordata; Aves; Galliformes; Phasianidae. The record is from RefSeq and is a predicted model, not a curated record.